AUGUCGGACAGCAAGUUGAAGAAACCGACAUAUCGUCCGUAUACCAUCGAAGAGUAUAGGAGCUUAUCGGUGCCGAGACCUGAUCGAUCUUUGGGUCCUGAUAAAGACGAGAUGCAGGCAAAGAGAGAAUGGCUGAUGCGCCGGAGAUCGUAUGGGGACUCGGUUAGCGCGCGCAAUCGUGAGCAGAUAUUGCAGCGUACGAGAAGAUUCAAGUCGAGACGCGCCAUCGCUCAAAAAUGUUUCUUGCCUCCUUUGAAGGAUUGGGACGCCGCAGCAUCAAAGAACUGUGAAAGCUCGAGGAUCCUUGAGACGAAUAACGUUACACAGGAGAGUCUCUUGAAAUGUCCUGUCAUGUGCCCGAGGAAAAGAAUCGCCACAGACGUAACAUUGCCGUUCCGACAGAAUGAAAUGUUCGAGAAAACGAUAAGCUUCGAUUCGUCUCUUAAUUUAUACGCAUCUUGCGAAGACCUAGAGACAUUGCAACAGUGUCAUUUGCAAGAAAAAGAAUUAACAGAUCAUUUUAUGCGUCAAACGUUAAACGCUUGA
Messenger RNA from Cyphomyrmex costatus, 546 nucleotides. RefSeq lists its product as uncharacterized. The transcript is spliced from 4 exons. Lineage: Eukaryota; Metazoa; Arthropoda; Insecta; Hymenoptera; Formicidae. The coding region runs from base 1 to 546 and encodes 181 amino acids. The record is from RefSeq and is a predicted model, not a curated record.